AUGGCCGCUCCGGACUACUUCGCCCGCAAGCCGUCAUACAAUCGCUCCCGCUCUGGCCUGGCCGUCCCUGGAGUCACUACCCCGGCUUCACCGCACACUCCGCUCUUGACCCGCUCUCUCUCCUCUCAACUUGGCUCACCCGGUGCUUCGUAUCGCGCCGAGGAAGACACUCUCGUCUAUGAACUCGGGUCGAGAUCGUUUCGUGCAGGCUUCGCUGGCGACUCUGCUCCGAGAUGCAUCAUUCCCUUCGGCCCGGACCAAAUGCGCCGUCUUAACGACUUCACCACAUCCACAACAUCGCGCUCUGUGAACGACUGGGCAAAAGAUUGGGAGUUGUGGGACUUGGAUGUCCGCAACAUGAAUCUUGGUCUGAUCGAGGACAAGAUCGAACGUGCCAUACGGAGUGCCCACACCAACUACCUCAUGCUGGAUCAACGGCCUCGCAAAGUCUUUCUUGUUCUGCCCUCCACCUUGCCUCACCCACUCGUCUCUCUCACCUUGAAUGUCGUUUUCAAUGCCUUCCAACCCGCAACUAUUCAAUUAUGGACACCACCUGUCCUCUGCGCCGUCUCCGCUGGUCUGCGCUCUGCCUUGGUCAUCGAUAUUGGUUGGCACGAAACAACUGUCACCGCUCUAUAUGAGUAUCGCGAGGUCCUCCACAGGAGGUCAACCCGAGCCGGCAAACUGUUUACUCAGACUAUGGCCGAAGACUUGCGUAAACACGCCNCCUCUUCCACAUCUCUCUCCUUCGACACUGCCGAGGACAUAGUCAUGCGUAUGGCUUGGUGUCGCGACUCACGCGAUCAACACUUCACCGACAGUGUCACUCUUCCACUGGAGUCUUCAUCGUUGCAAAUCCCCUUCGAAUCCCUAGCCGACCCGGCAGAGGAAACCUUCUUCUCCACGUCUGUUCCAGUCGAGCAAAUUGAUGACCACGAUCUUCCUUUGCAUCUUCUGGCAUACAAGUGCUUGCUAUCGCUCCCACUAGACGUACGCGCAAUCUGCGCUUCGCGCAUCGUUAUCACUGGUGGUGUAAGUGAUACACCAGGUCUGAAACCUCGUCUGUUGCGAGAGAUAGAGAACGUAGUCAAUACCAAGGGGUGGGACCCAGUCAUGAACUAUGGCUCGGCUACAGAAAAGAGGCAGCUCUCAUCACAGCAACAGACAAUAGCUUUGCCAACCAGGAUCAAGCCACCUGAUGUCAGUGAGGUGGAUAAGCAUAUUGCUUCUCAGCCAGAUGAGCAACCACUGGCUCGCAAUGCACCGCAAGAACGCGAUGAGGUUGCUGAAAAGCUACAGCGUGAAGUGCUGAAGCGCGGUAUCACAAUUCAAGGCGAGGUGCGCGGUGUUGAGACGCUAGGUGCUUGGGCAGGAGCUUCGCUGGUUGCAACUCUCAAGGUGGAUGCCGCAUUUGAGGUAAAGAGGGAAGACUUCUUCAAGAACGGCCUUAGUUCAUUGGGUCACACGUUUUAG
This is a messenger RNA of Aureobasidium vineae, 1473 nucleotides long. Lineage: Eukaryota; Fungi; Ascomycota; Dothideomycetes; Dothideales; Saccotheciaceae. The record is from the annotation of a GenBank genome assembly.